AUGGAGAACCUCCCCGCGACGAUAGGGAGUCCAACCUCGACUGAGGAGGUCAGCACCAUUGUGAUGGCAACGGAUAUCCCACCAUGGGCUAUAGCAACCUCAAUAGCAUCCGCAAAAUCUAGCGGUCUGCCUUUAGCAACAGAUGCUCCAACAAACACUAUGAUAGGCCAAACCACUAGCGGAUCUGCCGGAUCGGAUGGGACAUCAGGAGCCGUUGCUGCGCCGGGACGGGGCACACCUAGAACUAGUCUCACCACGCCUCAAAUUACAGGAAUAGCUAUCGGCGGCGCCGCCACCAUUAUUGUCGCGGUUGGAUUGCUCUUUCUCCAGUGUUGGAUACGGGAGCGACAACGAGAGCGGCGGCAUAGCCAAAGACGCUCACGGUUGAUUGCAUCGUCACCGCCCGUAAACAGGCGCAGUUCUGAGAAAAAGGCUUCACGCACUCUUCAAAACGUUGAAACGGCACUUACAUUGCCGAGUAACCAGGGUCGCUUCUAUGCUCCACAGCAACCCCCGGAAGAAAAGAGGAGAAGCUUCUGGCGCAAAAGCAUCAGACCAGAAGAAAUAGGUAUUGCCGUCUCUCCUAGGGUGCCAGGCGACCACUCUCCUGUGAGCGCGUCUUCUCAGCAGAGCUUCUCUCGGCUACUACCCAAGCCGCUUCCUACAGUUCUGUGGCCCGCCCCCCUUGACAUCGAAGCCACCCGGGAACGAAGGAGAUAUACGCAGCGACCCGUUAGUGACGCCACCGAGUUCGACGAUGAGCCAGAAACGAAACCACAAGAGCCCGAGCGAGUUUUUGUCGACAAUCAGACAUUCAUACUGGAGAAGCCACCUCUGUCAAAACGGCCACGGGGUCCGCCUCCGAAUCUGAGAUUGACGGCGUUGCCUGAGAGCCCCGCCAAGUCUGCAGGACAGAGAGCAAGGAUUCCCCUGACUCCCACUUACGACAAUGGGAACGUCGACUUAUCAUCGUCGCCCAUCAAGAUCCGAUCGUCUACCUCUUCACAGUCGGGCCUCCCAGUACUUGAACACAGGCUGCCCGCGUCAUCAAUGGUGUCAUUUCGUGGCACCUGGGACGGUCUGGUCCCCUUCAGACGAUGUCUGAGCGCCGACACUGCACGACCGAUUAGCUGGCGAAGAAUAAAAUUGAACAACUAUGCAUUUUCAAGGGUACGACUAGCAAGACCGUCAGUCGAAACUGUCAAGUCUUCAUCCAAGAAAAAUUCUCCGACUCAAUAUCCUUCGCUCAACAGCCCGAGACCGCCCAGGAAUAUAAAUAGCUCCGUUCGAGCAGGUGUGACCUGGUUGACUAGGGAUCUGGCCCUUGUGGAUCAAGAAGAGAUACGUGCGAAGCUCGCCAGUUGUUGCGACAACAAGUCUUUAGUUAAGAUCUUGGUCCUGCUCGUGACGCCGUCUUUGGCUUCUCUUCUCGGGCCAGGCACCCUCCUUCAAGACGUGCUGCCUUCGCUGUACGCUGGCCGCCGAACCUUUCAAAAGGGAAAACACGUUAGGAAGACUAUAACAUGCAUCAGCGCUGUGGUUGAUGCUCUUCCAGUACCCCCUGAAAUCCCCGGCAGUUCAAAUGGGAAUCCAGCAGGCGCCGAAGGAGUUGCACUCUUUAUGAGUUCUGAGAAUAUAGACGCCAGAUCGUUUCCUGCCCCGAUGGAACUACUUGACGAUGUGGACAGUAAUGCCAUCGCAACAGUGAAAUUCUGCUCCGCCACCGAAGUGAGCUCACCAACUCGGACAUCAGACCCGCCGUCUCCUGUGCGGCACGUCACAUUACCUACCGCCAACACCGUUUUUGUCAAUGGACAACGAACAACCCUUUUCCAGGAUUUGUGGAGACUGGAACUCUCUGAUUCCGAGGAACCGGCCAUCAGGCAUUUUGGCAGAAACAAUCUCAAAUCGUUUCGGUUGAACCUUCAGUGCUCAGGAGACAGUUUUGUGAACGGCGGAUCUGCUCCGCUUCAAGCACUAACAAAGCCGAGAAAGAUAAUACAAUCUAUGGGUAAUGUGCUUCGUCAGAUUGAAGUUGAUGAUGAGGCUGUUCCUGCUUCACGAGAGCUCGAGAAAGCGGUUUCAGCAUAUAUCAAGUCGAAUCCCGCUAGCACUACUCGGGGCCCUCUUCUUGUGUUUGCUUUGAUCCGUUCCUCUAGGACAUCCUCGUCUGAUGCGGCGGCGGACAUGAGCAGCGAGACUCAGGGAUCGGGCCCACUAAAGUCUCUAUGGGACGGUGCAAGGCUCUUUAAAGUGUCGGGCGGCGGAGGAGGUUGGGGUAAAAGGCAAGGUCUCCUAUCCCUGGAAGCAGCUGUGGACUUUGAGACAAGUGAAGUUGGACCAUCGUUCGCGUUACCCAAUUUGGAUAGCGAUCAAGGCGACCUCCAAGAGCUGGACUCGCGUGGCAUAGUCCCAGCGGACAGUACCGUCGAGUUCCUAGUUCGUACGUGGGAGGACAACUCAAGAGUUUCCCGUGCGAAGCCAGCGUCUCUCUCUCCGCCAUCCGACAGCACGACCGUCGUCCUGGGCACCGCCACAGAGCCUGAUUCGCAGGAUUGUCAAGAAGACCCAAACAUUGCCAACAUAGGGAUAGUCUUGUUACCGGAUUACUUCGGUAUGGUCUCCUACGGAGGUGCUGCUCUCGGUACCGAUUGCGCAAUGUCAUCUACGCAAAAACCAUCAGCGACUUCGCGGACGCGCUGUGAUGUGCCAAACACUCGCUUCAUUAUUCGUGGCGUGGGAGGUGGUCGACAGGGCCCACUGAGAGAAUACGAGUAG
This is a messenger RNA of Fonsecaea erecta, 2778 nucleotides long. RefSeq lists its product as hypothetical. The record is from RefSeq and is a predicted model, not a curated record. Lineage: Eukaryota; Fungi; Ascomycota; Eurotiomycetes; Chaetothyriales; Herpotrichiellaceae. Bases 1 to 2778 code for a protein of 925 amino acids. The transcript is spliced from 3 exons.